Aureobasidium vineae is the source of this 1053-nucleotide messenger RNA. Lineage: Eukaryota; Fungi; Ascomycota; Dothideomycetes; Dothideales; Saccotheciaceae. The record is from the annotation of a GenBank genome assembly.
AUGUUCUUGCCGUCACCUAGGAAANAGAAUUUGGCGACUUACUCGAAANAAGCACCACGAACCAAUCACCGCUCGACUCUCGCUUCACCAGCCUCAGAUGAUCGACAAUACCGCAAGGGACGCGUUGCGUCGUCUCCCGUUCGCGCAGAAACUCCUCCCACUAGUCCGAGCUCAAUUUCUCUGUCCCCUUCUGUCCUCAGCGAUCAUGAAGAUGACCAAGUACAACGAGUCGAGACAAAGUCUACACAGUCAAAGACUCAAAGACGUUCCGAACUACCAACGGAACCUUCUUCGGCUCAUGAGCUCGCAUUAGUGACACCAUCACAUCAGAUCGCGAGUCCCGUGAGCUCGUCCGAGCACGAUUCCAUCUCGGACCAUGACCUGACGCCUAUGGAUCGUAGCCGCAAGAAGCGUACACGAAGAGACACGAAGCCUCAGCCUCUUAGCAAGCUGAGGGAAUCACUGAACGUACGACCCAAGAAAUUACAAUUCACCGCGAAACAACCAACAUCUGUCCCCUCAGCAGAAACAAUCCGAGAGAUUGAGAGAGGUGCUGAUGGGUUCGACGAGAUGCAUCUUGUCCUCCUGGCAGUUUCGAAGCCAAAGAACAGAAAGCCCAAGGCACAUACCGCCAUCGUAGCAUUGGAUAUCCUCAAAGGUCCACAUCCACACGUCGACUUUGACGAUCCGGAUUGGUUGGCAGUCCCUUACCAAGAGCAUCUCACCCCAGAGCAGAAAGAGACCUACCACACAACCGAGGCCACCAAAGAUGAGUCGAAUUUUGAAGAAGUGGUUAUUGAAAAUGCUCAUCCAAAAGUUGAGGAGUUCAGAAGCCCGCUCAAGCCGCCCACCAGACCGUCAGCCAAGGAAGUACUUCUAUAUGCUCAGUUGUCAUCUGUGUCUGCACCAAUUGUGCGACGUCCAUCUUACGACGAAGAAAGCGAGGAAAACUACGCCAACAACUUCAUGGAUGACGAAGAAGAUGAAGAAGAACUUGAGCAUAGAAAGAGUGAUGGAGAGCAGGGAGAGCAGAGGGCAGGCACAGUCCGCUAG